Molecule: messenger RNA, 747 nt
Organism: Ostertagia ostertagi
Lineage: Eukaryota; Metazoa; Nematoda; Chromadorea; Rhabditida; Trichostrongylidae
Source: the annotation of a GenBank genome assembly
AUGUCUAACCUCUUCAGCAAGUCCUGCCUUGAUCACAAGAUUGACAUCGACAGCAUCAAUAUGGACUCGCACUGCAAGGCGGUGUAUUUCAAAAAAUUCGCUGCUUCUACAGACUGUUCGAAUUUUCAGCCAUCUGCACUGCGGCGACAGUUUGGCCAGCUCCUCAAGAAGUUUUCUUCCCUUACCCCAACUGAAUCUGUGCUUCGAUCGUUGUCAAUCCUGAUCGAUAUUGUUAAAUUCGAUGUGAGAUAUUCAGGCCAGUAUGGGUGGGAUGGUCUUCACCUGUGGACUUGCUUGUCGGCCCAGAAGUGGGGCUUUCCUAUCGGAUCAACGAACGAUGUGAGGUUGAGUUCCCGAUUGGCUGAGCUGCGAUCUGUGCUGGAAAUUGUUAUCAAGAAAAUGGAGCAGAGUUCCGAAAAGGCCAUAUUACAGCUGAAAAUCUCAGGCACUGCACAGCCUAUGUUGAUUACGGUAGCAACCCAUGACAUUGCCGAGUCUUUAGCACAUCUCAUCGACGGCUAUCAGAUAAUGUACAAUCAAGGAAGUUCAGUAUACAAGAGAAAAGGCUUGGAACGAUGCGAGAGUGCCGAUAUGCGGGCCACCAUCUUACACAGGCCGCAGACUUCAACCUUUGGAGUUGGUAAUGAUGCGAGGAUAAAGAGGGAACAUGUCACUCUGAAGGAGUUGAUUGGUGGAGGACAAUUUGGCAACGUCUAUAGAGGGACUUUGGCGGACCCGGUAAGUUGA